ACUGGACUGGUGCACUCACAUCGCUCCGAUGGUGAGAUUUGCAUUGUUUUGUAACGGAGACAUUGAUUGCUUCGUGAUGUGGUUUGUGGGAUUUUCGUGUUCAUGGUUGUUAGGUAGCAGUGGUUGUGUGCCAGUCAACUUAGUGGAGCUCAGAUCAUUUUGAAGGCUUCCUUUGAAGUAUUCUGAGGUCUGCGGUGAAGAGAUACCGAGGUUUUGGAGGCGAUGCCAAGGUACACGACGUCACAGACUUACACAGAUGGGAACACGCAGAUUGUGGCGCUACCGGAGCCAGGAAGUAGAGGGGAAGGGACAGGAAGUGGGUUAGGAGCGUUGAUAGCGGUACCAAGAGCUGAGGGUGGAAGCAAGGCAAUUGUUGAGUACAAAGCGGGGGAAGAGACAAUUAAGCCCCUUGAUGAUGAGGAUUUGGAGGUCAAGCUGCGGCGGAUCAGUGAGCAAGUGCCGGUUCGCAUUAGUAAUACCUCCGGGAGUUCUGCUGGAUCUGGGUCUGGCGAUUUUCAUCAGUACCGACAAAUGCGGAGGAGGGAGCAAGAUCGCCUAGCGCGUAUGGAAGUUGAUUAUCAGAAGAGAACUGCGGAGCGAGAGUUUCUUUUGCGGCGAGAAGAACGUUUACGUGCUGCCGAGGAGCGAACUGCGAAGAAGCGGGCGCUUCGCCAAAAGAAAAAAGAAAAGAAAAAGCUGAAGAAAUCUAGGCUCGGUCCAUCGUCUGCAGAGGGUCACGAUGGAACUCAAUCUGCCUCCCAAGCUGCAGACACCAAUCACUCAAACGACAUCAAAGAUGAAUCAGACGGAAGCGGCGGUUCAGACGACGAUGAUCUGAGCAAAGAACAGGAGAGGCUAGGAGCACCAAAAACACAACAUAUAUCUGAACGCACUACAUGAGCGGGUCUCUCCAGUUUUUAAACUAAUUUUGACGAAGAUCGUGCUGUAAAGAUAUAAGAGGAUCUUAUGAAAAACAUUAAAGCGUAAGGCAUUGUCAAUGGGAGGUUUUUCAUUUACGCCAUUGGUUUUGAGUAUUUACAGCGGUGAGUGUGGAGGAAAUUUUAAUGGAUGGAGUAAGUUUUGUCGACCGAGCACACUUACGAUGCCAAUGUAGCUACUCAAAAGUGUAUCAUAGAGCUAGUGACAGUGUUCUUGAACUUAAAAUUGUUAUGCUAUAAUCUCAGCUUUUUUGAUAAUCAAUUGAUAGUUGCAGGUGGAAAUUGACACUGUGCUAGUUGUACCUCCCAUUUGUAUAGCUUUUUCUCCAUUGUUGGUCCUCUUGUA
Messenger RNA from Physcomitrium patens, 1284 nucleotides. RefSeq lists its product as uncharacterized. The record is from RefSeq and is a predicted model, not a curated record. Gene Ontology annotation, molecular function: protein kinase inhibitor activity; protein kinase binding; double-stranded RNA binding. Gene Ontology annotation, biological process: negative regulation of protein kinase activity. Lineage: Eukaryota; Viridiplantae; Streptophyta; Bryopsida; Funariales; Funariaceae. Gene Ontology annotation, cellular component: nucleolus.